AUGGCCUCGGCUGCUAAUGCGCCCUCCGAGCAGGAAAGCAGAGAGCCCGAUCGGCCGAGGAUUACGCGGAGGAACAGGGGGGACUAUCCCCGCGGCGCACCGCUGGAUCUGGACUAUCUGCAGCGGCCGAGUUACUGCGAUGCGGGCUUUGCUCUGGAGCAAAUAUCGGAGGGGAAGGCGACUGGGAGGAAAGCACCUCUGUGGCUGAGAGCGAAGUUCCAGAGAUUUUUAUUCCGGCUGGGCUGUUACAUACAAAAGAACUGUGGAAAGUUUUUGGUUGUGGGCCUUAUGAUUUUUGGAGCUUUUGCCGUGGGUUUAAGGGCAGCUAAUCUGGAAACGGACGUAGAGAAACUCUGGGUGGAAGUUGGUGGGCGUGUUAACCAGGAACUGAAGUACACACGGCAGAAGAUGGGGGAGGAGGCCAUGUUUAACCCUCAGCUGAUGAUCCAGACGCCGCGGGAGGAGGGAGCCAACAUCCUAACUGUGGAGGCCCUUCUGCAGCACCUGGAGUCAGCUCUCCGAGCCAGCAGAGUUCAUGUUUACCUUUAUAAUAGACAAUGGACAUUGGAACACUUAUGCUACAAAUCAGGAGAAUUAGUCACAGAAACAAAUUAUAUCAUGAAUCAGAUAAUAGAAAAUCUUCAUCCCUGCCUCAUCAUCACCCCUUUGGACUGUUUUUGGGAAGGAGCUAAACUCCACUCUGGAAUGGUCUAUCUCCCAGGUGAGAACCCAAAGCAAUGGACCAAUUUUGACCCAAAGGAGUUCCUCGAAAAGUUACGAAAAGCAAACAUUCCUGUGGAUACCUUUGAGGACAUGUUGGAAAAGGCGGGCGUUGGGCACGGCUACAUGGAUAGACCUUGUCUUAACCCCGCUGACCCCGACUGCCCCAACACUGCACCCAAUAAGAACUCAACUAAGCCUUUCAGUGUGGCGAGGAUUCUGAGUGGUGGUUGCUAUGGCCUGUCCAGGAAGUACAUGCACUGGCAGGAGGAACUCAUUGUGGGGGGCACCAUAAAGAACGGCAGCGGCCCCCUCCUCAGUGCCCAGGCUUUACAGACCAUGUUUCAGCUGAUGACACCAAAGCAGAUGUUCGAUCACUUUCGGGACUGGGAAGAGGUUUCCCACAUCAACUGGAACGAAGAAAAGGCUGCAGCUAUACUAGAAGCCUGGCAGAGGAAAUACUCUGAGGCAGUGCUGCAAAGUGUGGCGGCGAAUUCAUCCCAGAAAGUGUUGUCCUUCACCACCACCACCUUGGAGGACAUUCUCAAGUCUUUUUCUGAAAUCAGUGUUAUCCGUGUGGCCAGUGGAUACCUGCUGAUGCUGGCCUAUGCAUGUCUGACUAUGCUGCGGUGGGACUGUGCCAAGUCCCAGGGUGCCGUGGGGCUAGCUGGCGUCCUGCUGGUAACGCUGUCUGUGGCGGCCGGUCUGGGCCUCUGUUCUCUCCUGGGAAUCUCCUUCAAUGCUGCCACCACGCAGGUUCUCCCCUUUCUUGCUCUGGGAGUUGGUGUGGAUGACGUCUUCCUUCUCGCUCAUGCCUUCAGUGAGACCGGACAGAAUAAGAGGAUCCCAUUCGAGGACCGUACGGGGGAGUGUCUGAAGAGGACAGGGGCCAGCGUGGCUCUCACCUCCAUCAGCAACGUUACGGCCUUCUUCAUGGCUGCCCUCAUUCCUAUCCCAGCGCUUCGAGCUUUCUCUUUGCAGGCCGCAGUGGUAGUUGUGUUUAACUUUGCCAUGGUGCUGCUCAUCUUUCCCGCCAUCCUCAGCAUGGAUCUUUACCGACGAGAAGAAAGGCGUUUUGACAUCUUCUGCUGCUUCUACAGCCCAUGUGCCAAUAGAGUGAUACAGAUCGAGCCUCAGGCGUACCUGGAUGGAGCAGAUGCAGGACGCUACAGCCCUCCGCCGUCGUAUCGCACGUCCCCCCCUUCCUAUCACACCCCUCCCCCAAGCUACAGCAGCCACAGUUUUGCCCAGCAGACCCAAAUCACCAUGCAGUCCACGGUGCAGCUCAGAACGGAGUACGACCCCCGCACCCAAGCUUUCUACACCACAGCCGAGCCCAGGUCACAGAUCUCGGUGCAGCCGAUCAACCCAGUUCCGACAAGAAGCAACCACAGCAGUGACUGUUACAAUAACAACAACAACAUCAGCGGCAGCAGGAACAGUCGUGGCAGCAACGGCACCAGAGGUAACGCCGCCUCCGCCACCUUCGCCCAUCAUUAUCCUGCAGCCACAUCCAGCGGCUGCAUGGUUCCUCCGGGUGACUCAGCCUCGACGACCAGUCAGACGCCAGAGAACAACAGCUCCACGCGGGACCUGCUGUCUCAGGUCGGAGACGCCUCCAUGGGCCUGGGUUGUCUUGAGCCUCCCUGUUCACGUUGGACCUUGGCCUCUUUCGCUGAGAAGCACUAUGCUCCAUUCCUUCUGCGACCCACCACCAAGGUGGUUGUGAUUAUGCUAUUCCUGGGCCUGCUGGGAAUCAGUCUGUACGGGACCACCCAGGUACGGGACGGCCUGGAGCUGACGGACAUCGUCCCCAGAGAGACCAGCGAGUACGACUUCAUCGGCGCUCAGUUCAAGUUCUUCUCCUUCUACAAUAUGUACGUGGUGACGCAGCGGGCGGACUACACCCAGAGCCAGCUUCUCUUACACCAGCUCCACCAGAGGUUCCACAGCGUUCACUACGUGUUGAAAGAGGAUAACGGCACGCUGCCCCGCAUGUGGCUGCACUACUUCAGGGACUGGCUGAACGGACUCCAGAAGGCUUUUGACGAGGACUGGAAGGCCGGCCGGAUCACCGUCAACAGCUACAAGAAUGGUUCUGAUGAUGGCGUCUUGGCUUACAAACUGUUGGUGCAGACAGGACGCAGGGACAAGCCCAUCAACAAGAGCCAGUUGACUCGACAGAGACUCGUGGAUGCUGAUGGGAUCAUCAACCCUGGGGCUUUUUACAUCUACCUAACCGCUUGGGUCAGCAAUGAUCCCGUGGCGUAUGCCGCCUCACAGGCCAACAUCCGUCCACACCCUCCUGAGUGGCUCCACGACCGGACUGACUCCAUGCCAGAGACGCGUCUAAGCAUUCCUGCUGCCGAGCCCAUCGAAUACGCACAGUUCCCCUUCUACCUCAACGGGCUCCGGGAGACCCCACAGUUUGUGGAGGCCAUCGAGAGCGUGCGGGCAAUCUGCAACAACUACAGCCGACAAGGCCUGCCCUCCUACCCCAACGGCUACCCUUUCCUCUUCUGGGAGCAGUAUGUCAGCCUGCGCCACUGGCUUCUCCUUUCCAUUAGUGUUGUACUUGCCUGCACCUUUCUGAUCUGCGCUCUGUUCCUGCUCAACCCGUGGACCGCUGGCAUCAUAGUGCUUGUUCUCUCUCUCAUGACUGUGGAGCUUUUUGGCUUCAUGGGACUAAUGGCAAUCAAGCUGAGUGCGGUCCCUGUCGUUAUUCUCAUCGCCUCAGUGGGUAUUGGAGUGGAGUUUACCGUCCAUGUGGCUCUGGCAUUCCUGACAGCCAUAGGGGAUCGUCACAAACGGGCAGUCUUGGCUCUGGAGCACAUGUUCGCCCCGGUGCUGGAUGGCGCCUUCUCCACGUUACUGGGCGUCUUGAUGCUGGCAGGCUCCGAGUUUGACUUCAUCGUCAGGUAUUUUUUUGCAGUGUUAGCCAUCCUGACAGUUCUUGGAGUACUGAAUGGAUUGGUCCUUCUACCAGUAUUACUUUCAUACUUUGGACCUUAUCCAGAGGUUUCACCAGCUGAUGGCAGUAGUCGGUUACCUACCCCCUGCCCAGAGGCCCCUCCUCGAGUGGUCCAUUUCUCGGUCCGUCCUCACCAGACUUCUGGACCAGCCACAAACUCUGGUGCUGCCACAGACUCAUCAGAUUCAGAGUACAGCUCUAAUGCCACAGUGUCUGGAAUAAGCCAAGAGGUGCAGAACUACAACCGCUGCAUGCACAGUGGACAAACUCAAAGAGAGGAGCAGCACUAUGACCACUGGACCAGCAGGGGUAGAGUGGCCCGGACAGAGGAGGAGAGGAGAACGGGGUCAGGACAACGGCCUUCACCCAGACAGCAGCCUGACCCCCCUGCCUAUAAUAUGCCUUCAUUUGUUCCCUCUCAGGGUUGUGAUUCUGGGCUCCAACAUGGCAUUACUCAGCGAAACUGCAGCAGGGACCCAAGGGGCCAGCAGCACUGGCAGGCCUCGCCCCCGGCCCAUCCGCGCAUGGACGCUUUUGAAACUGCUACUGAGGCUGGGGGCCAUCAUGGCUCUCGCAGCUACAGAGAACACUCAGCUGGCCACAGUAGCUACUCUUACCACAACUCGCAGCCUCAUCAUCACCAACAACAUCAUCACCAUCUCCCGCACCAACACGUCAACAACGCUACUUUUUGUCAGCCCAUCACCACGGUGACGGCAUCAGCAUCAGUCACUGUAGCCGUUCACCCUGCCCCAUUCUCUGCCCAAGGUCCAGUUUCCUCCUUCCCAGAGUACACUGCAACAGACAGUUACUGCCCAUCAGGUCCAAAGGAGCCAGAGCCAGCUUUCCAAGACCCCCAUGUGCCUCUGUACUCCCACACAGGGACUAGAGAGGCCAAGGUGGAGGCCGUGGAGCUCCAGGACUUGGAAUUAGAGGCAGCUGAGAGGAACUGUGGUAGACGAGCUAGCUGAGAUCCAGAGAAGUUAAGCACUUUGGCCAAAGAUGGACUCCCCUGUCUUACUAAGCAGCUGACCCAGCUUGGCACAGCCCCACCUCUGACCCCGUGUAGCGUGAAAGCUUGCCAGUGUGGCCAUAAUGGUGCUCAAUGUUACUGUAACACAGCGGACUAUUGUUUUAGAUAUUUUUAUCUAUAUUUAAAAGAUGUAUACAUAUGUACAUAUAAACAAAUAGUAAGUAUAAUUUUCAGGAGCUAUAAAACUCCUGCUUGUUUAUAGACUGGAGCUGUUUUUGUACAUUUUGUAAGUGUGUGUGUGUGCUCUGAUUACUGUUCACUUAUCUGUGGAUCUGUGCCAAUAGGAAGCUCAAUGUAGGACAAACAUACCUGUCAGCAUUCACAGUUGCUGCUCAGAUUUUAUUUUUAUUUUAAUACUGAUGUACAUUUUAACACUAUGCAAAUCUCUCUUCAAACAGAGCAAGUGAUCUGUCUAGUUAUAUGAAUGUGUGCGCGUAUGAGUGUUGGGUUGUGUCAUGUCAAACGGCUCCAUUUUACCAGAUACAUCCUCAGAUUCAAACUAACAUUUAUGCUCAUUUAAAACAUGAGGGAAACUGUUAGAAUCAUCCGACAAAGCUAUGAUACAUCUGUCUUUGUGUUUUUAAACAUUGUAUAAAGGUACGCUUGUAAAACUAUAAAAAAAUAAUAAUUUUAUCACAAACCUGUGGUAGAUAUGAAAGAAUUACUGUUUUAACGCAACACGCUAUGCGUGCUAUUUAAAAUCAUUUGGUAUGAAGACAUCUGAAGUUUUAUUUUUUUGUUGUUUUUUUUUGUCUUUGUUUUAUUUUUAUUUACAGCCUUGAAACCUGUUUCUGCACUCAGCUUUGUAUCACUGUCUGUUAGGCUGGUUGUAUUUUACUGUAAGAGGUUUUUAUGAUUUUGAAAAACCCUGGCAGGCUCAAACAGGUUCUGAGCAGUCUCAGAACCCACCUCAGAAAUUAACUUUUACCUUUUACGGGGACCUUACUGUUACUGGUUCUGGAACAGGGUCAAAAAAAAAAAAAACGACAGGAAAAAAAAAAGAACGGUGCUACCUCUGCACCUUAUAAAGCGGCUUGGUGUUGUGGAUAAGCUAAAGAUCAGACCGUAUACUGUAUGACCCGAUUCAAAAUGGCACUUGACUGUUUCAUUCACAGGAAUAUAUCUCGCUUGAAGUACAGUAGCUCUUUCUGGCCAUCCAAUAAGCUAGACCAUGCAGCCUGCAAAAGGCUAUGACCAAUAAGGCCUCAUAUCUUGCUUUAUGUGUGUUGUGCUAUUAGUUUUUGUCAUCACACCAUGCCUCUGCCUACAUCUGAGCCCCUCCCCCUUUUUUAAAUUUAAUUUGAUUUUUUACUGACAGUAAAAAAAAGACAACUGGUCCUAGUUUGGCCACAGCUGUCCCCACUGACCUCAGCUCUUAAAAAUCCACCGCAUAAGCCCAUGGCACUAAUUGGACAUCUCCUUUCAGCUGCUAAAUUGCACAAGCCUGAACCUUAUGGGUGGGUUGGUGGGGAGGGGACAUGUUGGGUCAGUUUUGUGUACCCCACCGGCCCCUCUCUUCACCAGCUAUGACCAGUUUAUGCCUGCAGGUGUCAGUUCCAGCAGGCCUACCUGUAACCUUUGGUCUCCAUCUACAACAAUAUUUUCUUACACUUUCAAAAACUUGCAGGUCUUUUUUCUUCCUAUUCAAGCUAUGGUGGUUCAAAAGCUCUACACACCCUGUUAAAAUGACUGUUUUUUCAUAUCUAGAAAAAUAGAUUUCCGCACAACAUAUCCUUUGAAAAUGUCCUCAUAAUGUGGCAUACAUUCUAAACAGUUAAGCUUAACAACAAACUAAUAUGCAUGUAGGUUAAAAAGCACAGUGCAAUAACCUUCCUGGUUAAAACUAUGCUAACUAUUUUUUAACUAUUAUCCAGUACUCUUUGGCAGGAACUUUUUCGCAUCCGCCUAUCUUUACCUAGCCAUUGUUGUGCAUGUAGCACAUAUCACAUCACACAAGUAUUUUUCUCCUUUCUGAUAAUCCUGGAGAUUUUUUUUUUUUUGUCAUUCUGAUCUCUGGCAAGCCAAUUCAAAUACACUUAAUUUCAUUUCAAAAAAUUUAAAUAUGUGGUCGGAUGAAAAAAAAUAAAAUAGAUUCGAUUCAAUCCUCAUCUUUCUAGCAGGUUGAGGGCCAAAAUUGGCCUCUUUAGAAUUUGGAAGGUUAUCUACCUUGGUUUACAAAAAAAAACAAAACAAAGAAAAACCCUCAAAAAUCUAACCCAGGAACAUGA
This is a messenger RNA of Cyprinodon variegatus (sheepshead minnow), 6952 nucleotides long. RefSeq names its product patched 1 (gene ptch1). Gene Ontology annotation, biological process: smoothened signaling pathway. Gene Ontology annotation, cellular component: plasma membrane. Bases 1 to 4662 code for a protein of 1553 amino acids. The record is from RefSeq and is a predicted model, not a curated record. Lineage: Eukaryota; Metazoa; Chordata; Actinopteri; Cyprinodontiformes; Cyprinodontidae. Gene Ontology annotation, molecular function: smoothened binding; hedgehog family protein binding; hedgehog receptor activity. The transcript is spliced from 24 exons.